AUAAAUCAGGCCAUUAACAAUAAAAAACCGCUGCGCGACAGGAUGAAAAACUUUAUAUUUUUUCUUUUAUUAACUAUAAUAGCAUCUGUUCUUACCUAUAAAAGAAACCCAUAUCUAGAGGAUAAAUGGAAAAGAUACACAGCUGCACUGGAAGAGAUAAAUAGAAGAGCACAAACAGAUGAGGAAUUUAGAGAAGAGUUGGACAAACAUAUGGCUGAAUAUGAUCAUGAUCCUUUAGACGUUGGCACAUAUCAAAUAAAAUUUAACUGUACACAACAAGCAACUGUUCAACCAAUUAGUAGUGUUAAUAGAAUUAAAUUCGCUGAUAUAAGGGCUAUUGGAGCUGUUGGAGAUUCUAUUGUUUGCGGAAACGGUAUUGAUAAAAGUAGCAUUUUUCGGGUAAGAGAUGCUAUUAGAGGCGAAGCUUAUAGCAAUGGAGGUUCUCAAGAUUUAGAAAGAGAUGUUAUGACAAUGCCAAAUGCUCUGAAGAAACUUGCAAAAAUUUUAGAUGGUUAUGCUAUAUCUAGAGGCCACUCUGAUGCCGGAGACGUUGAAGCAGGCUUCAACUAUGCUGAAUGGGGUGCCGAAACGCGUCAUACAAAGGAGCAAGCCGAAUAUUUAGUGGAAAAACUUGAAGAAAAAAAUUUAGAAGAUAGUCCAAAAUUAAUUACCUUGCUGGUUGGCGCUAAUGACCUUUGUCAAGCCUGUGAUUAUCCACAAGAUUACAAUGAAGAUGUAUACGUUGAACGUUUAAAGGAUACUAUAGAUUACAUCAAAGACCAUACUACAUACACUAUACUUUCCAUUGACACAAUGUUCGAUGUAACACCUCUUCCUUUAUUUAGUUCUGGUAUUGUCUGUGACGUUAUUGGAAGUAGCGUUUGUAAUUGCGCCACUUCCGAAGGUAAUAAACCUUUUACUAGAGACAUGCAGAAGAAGUUUCAUAACAAGUUAAUGGAACUGAUCGCAUCCGGUAGAUAUGAUCAAAAUGAAGAGUUUACUGUUGUUGUUCAAACGCACUUUCAAAAUGCUACACCUCCAAUGAAAGAUGGACAAGUUGAUAAGUCUUAUUGGUCUAUUGAUUGCUUUCACCCAGCUAGAAAGGCGCAAUACGCUUUUGGAAAGUCUCUUUGGCAUAAUUUGAUGGAACCUGUUGGGAAAAAACGAGGGGAUUUGGAUUGGACCUUUAAAGGCGUUUUAAAUUGCCCUACAAGAGAAAAUCCUUUCAUCUACACAAAUAAAAAUAGUCGUCAGUUUAAGGCAACUGGUUCCCAAUUGGAUUAUAAAGUGGUACAGAACCCAAAAAGAGUACAAUUAGAAGGCUACUUGCGUUUAAAAUUAGACAGCCUAAAGGAAAAAAUGAAUGAAAAUAUGUUUGGAGAAUUUAUAUGGCAUUUGACAAGUCGUGUUUUAAGACUUCAAAGACUUGGUAGACCUAUUACUGUACCUUUGAAUAUUGUCCAAAAGUAUGGUUUGGGUGCUGAUGAAGCGAAUUUUGUUAAAAAUGAAAUUGAUACAUUUGCUUCAUUGAGUAAACCAAACACGACAAAAGGAACCAUUAGUCCUUUAGCUAUAGGAUUGAUUGCCGGUUUUUCAGCCUUUGGUAUAAUUGCUCUAUUGAGUUUGUUUGUAACGGCCAAGUGGAGAAGAGAAAAGAAUGAUUCCGCAAAGCAAACUGAUUAUAUUGAUAAUCCAGCAUUUGCUGAAAAAGCUUGUGAUAUUAGCAUGAACGACUACAUAGCAGGAGCUAUAGCAGGAUCUGCUGGUAUUGUUGUCGGUCAUCCGCUCGAUACGACGAAAGUCCUACUACAAACCCAACAGAUAGCUCAGAAAGGUCGUAAAAGCUAUUAUGAUAUUUUAAAGGUCAUCGCUAAUGAUGGAUUGAAGAAUGGUUCAUUCAGAGGACUAUCCUAUCCACUAGUAUCAGUUGGAGUAAUUAAUUCAAUCUAUUUCGGUGUACAAUCAUAUUCGUUAACAGCAUUGGAGAAUAAGAUAAAUAAUAAUUAUUUAAGAUUAUUUAUAAGUGGUUGUAUGGGAGGAACAGUUCAAAUUACUAUCUCAUGUCCAAUUGAGGUUAUUAAAAUAGUCUUACAGUCACAAAGUAAAUCUAUGGAAAAUGUUAUAGGAGGUAAAUACCUGAGAGGACCAAAUGAAGCAUUUAGGCAUCUUGUCAAAACUGAAGGAAUAUGGCGUUUAUAUAAAGGACUAGAUAUUAUGAUUAUGAGAGAUAUUCCUAGCUAUGGAAUCUAUAUUCUAUCUUAUGAAUCUUCAAAAGAAAUGUUUUUGAAAUGGAACUGCAGCCCCGUAAUUUCCACUCUUAUAGCUGGCAGUAUUGGCGGUGUGAUAUCAUGGGGUUCUGUUAUUCCAUUCGAUGUUAUAAAAUCAAUUAUGCAAUCAAACAGAGGAAAUAUAGGAAUAAUACAAACUGCCCUGAUGGUUUACAAUAAACAAGGUAUAAGGGGCUUCUUCUCCGGUAUAGGUAUUGCAUGUUUAAGAGCAAUACCUGUCAAUGCUGUAACCUUUUUAGUUUAUGAAGAACUUUUAGCCCUACUUAAAUAA
This is a messenger RNA of Dimorphilus gyrociliatus, 2559 nucleotides long. NCBI's taxonomy places the organism in Eukaryota, Metazoa, Annelida, Polychaeta, Dinophilidae. The record is from the annotation of a GenBank genome assembly.